UGUGACCAGUAUGACGCUUACGCAGCUAUUCUCUUUUCUCAUUGGCUGACGUCCUGACGCUGUGCUGUGCGUGCGUCCGUGCGUAGGCGCUUCCUCAACUUGCCUAGCAGAAACAGCAGAACUAGAAGAUGUUGGUCUUGGUAUUAGGUGACCUGCACAUCCCCCACCGGUGCAACACCCUGCCAGCCAAGUUCAAGAAGCUGUUGGUCCCGGGGAAGAUCCAGCACAUUCUCUGCACAGGCAACCUCUGCACCAAGGAGAGCUAUGACUACCUGAAGACCCUCGCUGGAGACGUCCACAUAGUCCGAGGAGACUUCGAUGAGAACCUGAACUACCCGGAGCAGAAGGUGGUUACAGUGGGCCAGUUCAAGAUCGGUCUCAUCCACGGACACCAGGUGAUCCCCUGGGGCGACAUGGCCAGUCUGGCGCUUCUGCAGAGGCAGCUGGAUGUCGACAUCCUCAUCUCUGGGCACACACACAAGUUCGAGGCAUUCGAGAACGAAAACAAGUUCUACAUCAACCCGGGUUCGGCCACAGGAGCCUACAGCGCACUGGAAAGCAACAUCAUCCCCUCUUUUGUAUUAAUGGACAUCCAGGCGUCUACGGUGGUGACGUACGUUUAUCAGCUGAUCGGCGACGACGUCAAGGUGGAGAGAAUCGAGUACAAGAAAUCUUAAAAGGGCGGCAUUAAGAGGAGGAGGAGGAAGAGGAGGAAGGGGAGAGGAGUUGGGUUAACGUGGCUCAGUGUAUCGUUUCAUUCCUUUCCACCAGGGGGCAGCAAGCAGCUCCCCUGCAGUCACCACAAUGUUAAUGCUGGAACAAACUGUUCAGUAACUUAACUCUAAAAGAACUAUGUAUUAUAUUGUUUAUAUGUCAUCAGCAUUUGCUUGUAUCCAAGCUGUCAUUUGGUAACUGUAGAGAAUGCAAUAAUGUCACAUGUAUUUGUUAUCAGAAGAAAUAUUUGGUGCCAUUUUCAUUUUGUUUUGUUGUUUCUUUUUCGCCCUCGUCAUGUCCUCUACAUGUAAACAACAGGCCUUUAGCUUCAUGUAGUCGGCCUUCUUUCAUGCAUUUCUUCCCCACAAUAAAGACAUAAUUUCACUCCA
Dicentrarchus labrax (European seabass) is the source of this 1103-nucleotide messenger RNA. RefSeq names its product VPS29 retromer complex component (gene vps29). Gene Ontology annotation, biological process: retrograde transport, endosome to Golgi; intracellular protein transport. Gene Ontology annotation, cellular component: endosome; retromer complex. The transcript has 4 exons. NCBI's taxonomy places the organism in Eukaryota, Metazoa, Chordata, Actinopteri, Moronidae. Bases 129 to 677 code for a protein of 182 amino acids. The record is from RefSeq and is a predicted model, not a curated record.